This is a messenger RNA of Sciurus carolinensis (gray squirrel), 4098 nucleotides long. It is a transcript of the gene Dcaf8, whose product is annotated as DDB1 and CUL4 associated factor 8. Gene Ontology annotation, cellular component: cytoplasm; Cul4-RING E3 ubiquitin ligase complex. Lineage: Eukaryota; Metazoa; Chordata; Mammalia; Rodentia; Sciuridae. Bases 311 to 2101 code for a protein of 596 amino acids. The record is from RefSeq and is a predicted model, not a curated record. Gene Ontology annotation, molecular function: protein binding. The transcript has 14 exons.
UGGCGGCGGCGUUGGUGGCGGCAGUGGACGGGGCGGCUGGGCCUGGAACAGUCGGAGCAGCCGCUGGCAGAAGGAUGACCCAAGACGGGAAGCGGGCUGCUGAGCCUCGCCGGCUCCCGUGCUUGUAACUGCCCCAGCCGGACACCCCCCCCUUGACCUACCCGGUCCGUGUCUCGUUCCGGCUCGGCCUGCCCCCCGUCUCCCUUGCCGUCCUUCAGUGAAUCUGCAGACCUAUUUUCUCAGGAGUUCAGCCUCGCCUUACUUCAGUGAUAAAAGGAGGAAAGGCUGGCUACAGCAAACAUCAUUAAAGAUGUCCAGCAAAGGGAGCAGCACAGAUGGCAAAACAGACUUAGCUAAUGGAAGCCUGUCGAGCAGUCCAGAGGAGAUGUCUGGAGCUGAAGAGGGAAGGGAAACAUCCUCAGGCAUUGAAGUAGAGGCCUCAGACCUGAGUUUAAGCUUGACUGGGGAUGAUGGUGGCCCCAAUCGCACCAGUACAGAAAGUCGAGGCACAGACACAGAAAGCUCAGGUGAAGAAAAGGACUCUGACAGCAUGGAGGACACUGGCCAUUAUUCCAUCAAUGAUGAAAACCGAGUUCAUGAUCGCUCAGAGGAAGAGGAAGAGGAAGAAGAGGAGGAAGAAGAACAACCUCGGCGCCGUGUACAGCGCAAGCGAGCUAACCGUGACCAGGACUCAUCAGAUGAUGAGCGGGCCUUGGAAGACUGGGUGUCCUCAGAGACAACAGCCCUGCCCCGACCUCGCUGGCAAGCCCUCCCUGCCCUUAGGGAACGGGAGCUGGGUUCAAGUGCCCGCUUUGUAUAUGAGGCCUGUGGGGCAAGAGUCUUUGUACAGAGGUUCCGCCUGCAGCAUGGGCUUGAGGGCCAUACCGGUUGUGUCAAUACCCUGCACUUUAACCAGCGCGGCACCUGGCUGGCCAGUGGCAGCGAUGACCUGAAGGUGGUGGUGUGGGAUUGGGUACGGCGGCAGCCAGUACUGGACUUCGAGAGUGGCCACAAAAGUAAUGUCUUCCAGGCCAAAUUCCUUCCCAACAGCGGUGAUUCUACCCUGGCGAUGUGUGCCCGGGAUGGGCAGGUUCGGGUAGCAGAACUGUCUGCCACACAGUGCUGCAAGAAUACAAAGCGUGUGGCCCAGCACAAGGGAGCAUCCCACAAGUUGGCCCUAGAACCAGACUCUCCCUGUACGUUCCUGUCUGCAGGGGAAGAUGCAGUUGUCUUCACUAUUGACCUGAGACAAGACCGGCCAGCUUCGAAACUGGUGGUGACAAAAGAGAAAGAGAAGAAAGUGGGGCUGUAUACAAUCUAUGUGAAUCCUGCCAAUACCCACCAGUUUGCAGUAGGUGGACGAGAUCAAUUUGUAAGGAUUUAUGACCAGAGGAAAAUUGAUGAAAAUGAGAAUAAUGGUGUACUCAAGAAAUUCUGUCCUCAUCACCUGGUGAACAGUGAGUCCAAAGCAAACAUCACCUGUCUUGUGUACAGCCACGACGGCACAGAGCUCCUGGCCAGUUAUAAUGAUGAAGACAUUUACCUCUUCAACUCCUCUCACAGUGAUGGGGCCCAGUAUGUUAAGAGAUAUAAGGGCCACAGAAAUAAUGCCACAGUAAAAGGUGUCAAUUUCUAUGGCCCCAAGAGCGAGUUUGUGGUCAGCGGUAGUGACUGCGGGCACAUCUUCCUUUGGGAAAAAUCAUCUUGCCAGAUCAUUCAGUUCAUGGAGGGGGACAAGGGAGGUGUGGUAAACUGUCUUGAGCCCCACCCUCACCUGCCAGUGCUGGCAACCAGUGGCCUAGACCAUGAUGUGAAGAUCUGGGCACCCACAGCUGAAGCUUCCACUGAGCUGACUGGUUUAAAGGAUGUGAUUAAGAAAAACAAGCGAGAGCGGGAUGAAGAUAGCUUACACCACACUGACCUGUUUGAUAGCCACAUGCUCUGGUUUCUUAUGCAUCACCUGAGACAGAGGCGCCAUCACCGGCGCUGGCGAGAACCUGGGGUUGGGGCCACAGACGCGGACUCUGACGAGUCUCCCAGCUCCUCAGACACAUCGGACGAGGAGGAGGGCCCUGACCGGGUGCAAUGCAUGCCAUCCUGAGGCCUCAUACCUAGGAGGGGCGGGCUGGGGCUGCCAACCCGAUCCUGCCUGGGCACCGCUUUCCUGUCCCAGGCCCUUAAAUUCAGCAGAAACGCACUUUGGACUUUUUGUUUAGAAGACAUCCCAGAAGGACAGACCAGAGGGAGAUUGAACCAACAGACAGCACCUAGGAGUGGGAGUUGAGCCCUGAAAUGGGGUUCGGUGGAGAGGCACAAAGGACUCAGCAGAAAUGGCCUCUCCCUGAAGCUUUUUUUUGGGGGGGGGUAGUGGGGGAGCCUGUUUUGUUAACUGGUUUAGGAUAGGGAAUGGGGCUUCUUUUAAUCUCCCUUGUUUCCUUUGUAGGGGGUGGGUGAGGGGAACAACUGGCUGUUCCGUACCAAGGGGCAGAGUGGAAAGUAGGAGUGCCACUCGCUCUUUGGUUUAGGUUUUUGACCUUUUUUUUCCUUUGUUUUUUAAAGUCUUAUGACAGUUUCAUUGUUUUCCCCCUGAGCAACCCUAUCCCAGGAUCCUGUUUUUCUGGGAAGUCCUUAGAGCCUUUAACCAUCCCACACUUCUCACUUUCCACCUCAUUCAUUCUCUGUACUUAUCACAGUGUUUUGCACUUGAUUAUGUAUCCUUCACUCUCUUCUCUUCAUCCCAUCACCCCCUAAAUAGGUCUGGUGAAGGAGAUUGGAGAGAGAUGGGAGGAGGGGCAGAGGUGGAAGAAUAGGAAGGAUAUUACCUCUUCUGUUAUUAUUAUUUUUUUUUAAGAAUUGUUUGGUGGCAGCAAUCUCCCUGUCCCUAUCACUGUUAGAGGCCUAAUUUUAUAUCUAUAAAUAUAUUAAAAAACAAGUCAAACUUGGAUGUAUCAAGUUAAAAUUAUUGUCAAAGUUUAAAUACCUAUAUAUUCUCUAUGAAUGCAAUAAAGGGACUUAAAGGAAGAAUGAGCAAGAGUAAUGAUGUCAAGAUGAUGACACCCACGGUCAACUUGCCCUUUGUGUAUGGCCAUUAAAGCCUGGGGCUUACUCUUAGGUUUUAGAAGACUCAAUGAAGGAAGGAUCCUCAAUUCUGCCCUUUCCUGCCUUGGUGUAGGGGUUGGGGAAAACAUUUUCUCUCAACUCUGCCUCAAAUCUCCUAACUCUCCUUAAGUCUCAGGGGAGCUCCCAGGAUGGGUCUUCAAAUCAGUCUGGCCUAUCCUUAAAACAUAACUGAACAUUAGGAAGGGCACUGCCACUGCCGACUCUCUCCUGAUCUUGUGUAUGACAGAAGAGGCAUACAUUUUCUUACCUUUAGCUUUGAUUCCUUAAGCCAUCCAGUUCUAUAGCAGCCCUUCCUCAUAAGAGAAUGAAGGGGAAAUUUCCUGGAUUUGACUUUAUACUUUGUCCACCACUUGUCAUUUUGGGAUUGAGGGACAAGAAAGACAGUAAUGUAACUAGGCACAGUGAUGCAUCCCAGUGAUUCAGGAGGCUGCGGCAGGAAAUAAAUUCAAGGCCAGCUUCAGUAAUUUAGUGAGACCCCAUCUCAAAAGAAAAAAAUAUAUAGGUCUGGGAUGUAGCUCAUUGCUAAAGCACCCUGGCUUCAAGCCCAGGAACCCCAAAAAAGAAAAAACAGGAUUGAUUCUGGUGGCUAGGGCUUGGACACCUUUCUUGUCACUGAGUAUGAAAAUCCUAUUUGAAUUCUUGCCCUUAAUGCUUUUGCUGCUAUUUUUCUGCCCCCAAUUUCCACAAGAUCCAUUUAGGAAUUCUGCAUCCUGGAACAGUUGGAUUCUACUAAACCAGGCCAUGAAGAGGGGAAAAGAGUAAGAGGAUGGUAGUCCCAGACAUUCCUUCCUCCUGCCCCUUUUCCUAGCGGCUCUCAGACUAGAUGUUAGCUAUUGCACUUUCUUCCUGCGAUAGCGAAUGUAUGGUGACUGAGUGGUCUGUCUCCCUAUUGCUUAGUAGAGUGAGAAGGUAGGACUGAAAACCAUGCACUCUGGAAUUUGUUGUAUUUUCUCAGUAAAGCUUUCCCCCACACUCCGA